AUGGCAUCUCCAAAUCAGCAAGAGCGAGAAAUCCGAACAUCCGAAACCGAAUCCACGGAUCUUUCGCUCCCCCUCAUACGCUCUUCACUCUACCUGAUCGAUCAUCGCACGGGCCUCAAUGAAUCAGCACCGGCUCCAAGUCUCACCGGCACUUCUGGAGUGAGCAUAGAGGAAGUAACAUGUGUGGCCGACGAUAUGGCUCCUCAAGAAAUUGUCCCCUCAUUGAAUGAGCUUGACUCAAUGGGUCCGCACAAUAAACGCAUUGCAUCCGAGUCUGUACAGAAACGGGAAGACUCUGAGCAGAAACGGGAAGACUCUGAGAACAUUGGAUUCUAUCCUAUAUGCAAAGUGUGGGUUCUUGAGAUUGUCUUCAUCAUACUCGGCAUCGUACUGUUUCUGGCAAUCGUCGUGGCUUUUAUACAGCUGAACGAUAAAAGCUUACCAAACUGGCCACUAGCCAUCACACUGAACACUCUCGUUGCAUUUCUCGCCAUAAGUUCCAAAGCUGCUCUUACAGUUCCCGUAUCCGUCGCGAUCAGUCAGGCGCAAUGGAACUGGUUCCAGCAAGAGCGACCACUCUAUGACUUUCAUACCUUUGACCAGGCCAGCAGAGGACCCUGGGGCUCAUUGGUCUUCCUAAAGCGAAUCCACUUCAAACACUUUGCCAGUAUCGGUGCUUUUCUUAUGGUUGCAAGCCUCUUCACUUCUCCGAUUACCCAACUCGCAAUCAGCUAUCCGAUUAGAAGUAUAGCUGUUCAAGGAAUUGCUAAUGUUGGCAUCGUUCCUUCGAUUUUCUAUCCAGAUUCAAUUCAUCUUUCCGUCAUGCAAGCACUUAUUUUAUCAACAGCAUUGGACACGAAUCAAUUUCGGACCUCCAUUGAGCCCGAGGGAGCUUCUUGCUCAACCGGAAAUUGUACAUUUGAUACAUAUGCGUCGCUUGGUGUCUACCUAGAAACGACCAACAUCUCCUCACAGUUGCGCAUCGAGCAGCUACCCGAUGAUGAGCCAACAGGCAUUAGGCUUUUCGAUUCCUUGACGAAAUUCCCCGUUAUACUCCCUGGGGCAGGGAAGGUAUGGAAGGCGUCUGUCCCUGGGGGUCCAGUUCUCAUAAGCCAAACUGGCUUUGCCUCGAUUUUAGGCAUGUUGAACGGAAGUGAAAGUAUUGGUUUCCCGAAUAGCGGCGACUUGAUGCGAACAAGGCUUCUCUCUAUGGUGCUUAUCUUCGCGAAGCCCAUUAUGCUCUAUAAUCCUUUUGAAAACGGCACACAACCAACCUUCCAAACGAUGUUAAAUUCAACCAGUGGGUUCCAGUUCGAGGCUUUGGAGUUCUUCUUCCAUCUUUGCGUUCACACAUACAAUACAACUGUACGAAUGGGUAAAGAGAUCACUCGAAUAAAACAGUCCGCCUUCGAGACUCUUAACAAGGAUCCCGGGGCGUUUCUAGAUCUUACUUGCGAUUCGUUAGUCAACGAUCUCCGUAUGGAUUGCCCAACGAACAAGCUACGGCACAACAAAACAAUGUAUUUAAAAGCUCCUUUUAUCAACAGUGAGGGGCCAAAUAGAUCUACGGAUAACAAAACAUUUGGUAUCGAUUACACAUCCAUGGAGACUAUAGGUGUAGACAUGGCACAUUCACUCCAAGGCUACUCGAGCAUGGUCAACAACCCCCAACUUAAUGAUAUUCGGACUUCUGUCAUAGGACAAAACUUUCCUUAUCAUCUUCACACAGACGUUCUGUUCCCUCAAGGUUACUUACUAAACACGUCAGAGCGAAACGAUCGCAUUCUAAAUAUUUUCGCAAAUGUUGCCACGGUCUUAUCAUCCAAGAUGCGUGCCCCUAACACUGAUUUUACUUCUGAGAACGUCUUAAAUUUCACUGGACAGGCCUGGAAAGAUGAGUCAUAUGUGCGUAUCAACUGGGGGUGGAUUUCAUUCCUGGCUGCCGAGAACGCGCUUGCGGCUGGCUUUGUAGUCCUUACAAUGAUAUACCAAUCAAGGCGUCAAAGAAACCACCAGAGGGAGAGCACUCUGGUUUAUGAGGAUGUUAAGGACUCCUCACUAGCCACGCUCGUCGCCUUGGGGGGCCAGUGCCGUCAGAGGAUGGGGGGUGGGCUGAGACCUCUGAACGAGCUUGAGAGGGCCGCAAAAGACCUACGGGUCAGGCUUGACGCACAGGAAGUUGUUCCAUCUGAAAGCUCAUGA
Messenger RNA from Clonostachys solani, 2202 nucleotides. The record is from the annotation of a GenBank genome assembly. Lineage: Eukaryota; Fungi; Ascomycota; Sordariomycetes; Hypocreales; Bionectriaceae.